This is a messenger RNA of Topomyia yanbarensis, 2061 nucleotides long. It is a transcript of the gene Rab2, whose product is annotated as ras-related protein Rab-2A. The record is from RefSeq and is a predicted model, not a curated record. NCBI's taxonomy places the organism in Eukaryota, Metazoa, Arthropoda, Insecta, Diptera, Culicidae. Gene Ontology annotation, cellular component: Golgi apparatus. Bases 379 to 1020 code for a protein of 213 amino acids. Gene Ontology annotation, molecular function: GTPase activity; GTP binding. The transcript has 4 exons.
CAUAGCUUUUCUCUUUCACGGUGACGAAGAGCACUGUUUGUUCGUAGAACUUAGUCAAAAAGCAGCAGAUCCUAAUCGUAUUUCUUUCCUUUCAAUAGUCCAAGUUUGUUAGUGUGAAACAAAGAAAUAGUGUAGUGAUUAUUGUGCGUCGCGGAUUUCUCAAGCUUACUGUACCAGCAAUAGUCCAAGUUACGGCUAGCUAGUGUCGCAUUUAGUUAAAUCGAAAUCGUGAUUUUAGUGGGUGGCGAAGAAAAAAAGUGUUCCUGUGAGUUGUGCAACGUAAUUAGAGGAGUUGCCAGGAACGAGCAGCUGAAACAGACGGAAAGGUUUUGUGGGCACUGUACACCCCGUGGAUAGAUUCCGACUGCAUCUGCAAAGAUGUCCUACGCGUAUUUGUUCAAGUACAUCAUCAUAGGCGACACGGGAGUCGGCAAAUCAUGCCUGUUGCUUCAAUUCACCGAUAAGCGCUUCCAACCGGUGCAUGAUCUGACGAUCGGUGUUGAAUUUGGAGCUCGGAUGAUCACCAUCGAUGGCAAGCAGAUCAAGCUGCAGAUCUGGGACACGGCCGGCCAGGAAGCGUUCCGCUCGAUUACUCGUUCCUACUAUCGGGGUGCCGCCGGAGCGCUGUUGGUGUACGAUAUCACCCGGCGUGAGACGUUCAAUCAUCUGACCACCUGGCUGGAGGAUGCCCGGCAGCACUCGAACUCGAACAUGGUGAUCAUGUUGAUUGGAAACAAGAGUGAUUUGGAGUCUCGUCGUGAUGUGAAAAAAGAGGAAGGCGAAGCCUUCGCCCGAGAGCAUGGCCUAGUAUUUAUGGAAACUUCUGCUCGUACAGCGGCGAAUGUGGAGGAAGCUUUCAUCAAUACCGCAAAGGAGAUCUACGAGAAAAUUCAGGAAGGUGUGUUUGAUAUCAACAAUGAGGCAAACGGUAUCAAGAUUGGUCAGGCCCACUCGCCGACCAAUCCUUCCCUAGGCAGUGGAAACAAUUCUGGUGGCCAGACUAGCAGUGGUUGCUGUUAAAAUAUAUUGGAGACAUAAACAUCACACACAUUGCUGCAUUGUUCAGUUCUGGCAGAUUGGGUGCAAUGGAAAGUGAAAAGUGAUUAGGCAAAAAUUUGUACCCGAGCACCGUGCAGGACUUUGUAUAAACAAACAAACAAACAAUGACGAAAUUCGUAAUGAGCUCCUAGAAACAUACAGAUAAUAUAAUUCUUAUGGAAGAUUGGAUCUGUGCAAGCGGGACGUGAGUUGUGAAUGUUGUAAAAUGAAUUAUACAUUUUUUAAUUUUAUUAAUGCCAACGCAAAUCUGAUAGACAUAAAAGACCAGGCAGUGAGAUAAACUGAUCAUUUCCGUUUUUGUUAACCAUGUUCAUAACGUAGAAUGAAAAAAUGCGGUAACAACUUUUUGAUGCUAAUAGCCCUUUAUACGCUCAUCUGUCAUUGAAUUGUCGCCUGGUAUUUGGCAUGAGAGCGUUUAAUGGGUUUGAAAAUAAACCAAUUACCUUACUGCAUGUUUAGUAAUAUCUUAAAGUUAAAUCAUAUUAUCAACUACGAACAACUACUGAAUUUCUAGUGUAAUCCUGAACCAUUAAUGCAAACUUUUAUUGAUCUACAUAGAUAAAAAAUAGCUUUUACCAAAUCGGGUUGAUUGUCUUAGCCAAGACAUUUUACAGAUUCAUAUUCGAGUUUCAGCUUAAAUCAAAACGAUUACGAUUGGGGCUACAUGCAUUCCACAGCUCUCCUCUUUCUAUGGAUAGGAAAAAAAAUCUUCCAAAUUGUCGAUUAUUAUUUUAAUGUAUGUCCAACCAGGAACUGUGUUUUGCUCUAAUUCGAUGUGAUGUGCGAUAUGGAAACGUGCUUGUGGUGUGCAUUUUUCAAAGAAUGAAAUUGAAGUCCCUCUAUUGGUUUUAGCUAUGAUUUUAGAAAUUACACAUUUGUGUUAAAGAACCUAAACAAAACAGUGAAAUGAUUAUGUGUCGUUUCACCCACGAUUACUUUUCAGUUGUAAUCAAUUAAAGUUUAAAACAAAUAACAUAAACAAUAAAUAAUUAGUUCUAACAA